CCCAGCAGCUUCCCUGGCCCAUCUGGUUCAACACACAGAGACUGCGACACUCCGGCAGAAAACACUGAAGAUCUUUCAAGUGACUCUGACGAAUCGGAAGAUGGUUGUGAGAUGCUGGAUGGCCAGGAGACUGAAGCUGGCAUGCGUGACUCUGCCAUGGCUUCACCUCCUGCACGGGCAAAAAACAGGAAGGCGCUAACCCCAGAGGAGUUCCAGCAUGAAGUACUCGUGAAGCUGACAGUGCUGCGAAUGGUUCAAAAGCAGCAUGGGGAACUUAUACAUGGGCUGAUUGGCCGGCUUCGGUCCAAUGCUGCCAAAGGAAAUGCACCUUUAGUUUCCAGCCCGUUCUCGGAGUACGAGUCACUGAAACAGUUCGAUAACAAGUUGACUGGCCAGAUGAAAGAUGUGCUUGUGGAAGAGCUUGCCAACAAAGGUGGAAUCAAUGCUGCUGCGUGCACAAAAAGAAUUCUUUGCUACCUGCUCUGUGACAAUCUUGCAGCGGAAUUCUCAUGGCUUGGAAAAAAGGAAAGCGUAGAUUCAGCGAGCUCCGUCUUGCCUCUUGCAUAAUAAGUGCUGUGCAAAAGGUUCACGCUGCAAAUGAAUUUGCCAUAGAGGCAGCCAUUCGAGAAUGGCUGCGUCAUGCCCCAGCAAGGCGCAGGAAUGCAGCAAGAGGAUCAAGUGGUUGUGAUGAGUAGCCGUGCAGCAUGAUGAAGCCUUAAAGGGGAACUUCGUUGAAGACUUUUGUUCAGCAAUUUUUCAUUCACAUCACUUCGAAGCGUUCAAGGCGAACUUCAUUGAAGACUUUUGUUCAGUAAUUUUUCAUUCACAUAACUUUGAAGCUUUCAAGGCGAACU
Messenger RNA from Rhipicephalus sanguineus (brown dog tick), 854 nucleotides. RefSeq lists its product as uncharacterized. The coding region runs from base 112 to 567 and encodes 151 amino acids. The transcript is spliced from 9 exons. The record is from RefSeq and is a predicted model, not a curated record. Lineage: Eukaryota; Metazoa; Arthropoda; Arachnida; Ixodida; Ixodidae.